Onychostoma macrolepis is the source of this 3126-nucleotide messenger RNA. RefSeq names its product visual system homeobox 2 (gene vsx2). Gene Ontology annotation, biological process: regulation of transcription by RNA polymerase II. Gene Ontology annotation, cellular component: nucleus. Bases 1128 to 2318 code for a protein of 396 amino acids. The record is from RefSeq and is a predicted model, not a curated record. Gene Ontology annotation, molecular function: sequence-specific double-stranded DNA binding; DNA-binding transcription factor activity, RNA polymerase II-specific. The transcript has 5 exons. NCBI's taxonomy places the organism in Eukaryota, Metazoa, Chordata, Actinopteri, Cypriniformes, Cyprinidae.
UUAAAAAGCUGAAACUUUGCCACUAUAUCAUAAAAUAAACAGUAAAGCAAUUUUGUCUUACAACUUUGUAAUUAUUAUAAUUUGAAAAUUCAAUAUUGUAGCCUUUUUCCUUUUUUACUAUAGAAAGAUCAAACGGAAUGCCACUUAUAAACGUUGUCAAAAUCAUUUGUAAAUAUUCUCAAAACUUGACACGUUUUUUUCUUUUUUAUUAUCUCAGACAUCAUGACCCAUUUAUAUUCAUUAUUUAGAGUCUUGCACUUAUGAACGAAGCCUUUUAUUUUAAGCCUUAAAAAGAGUUUUAGCUUUUGCAAAAGAUAAAUAGCCUAUAGCGAUAAGAAUUAGCCUAUAAAUCCUGACCGUUUCUAGUCUGUCUGCUGAACCCUUCAACAUCCAACAGAAAUUAGCAAAGCAAUCUAUUUCAGUGACAAACUUUCUCAAAACAUUAUAAAAUGACUAAUUUGUCAGUUUUGCCUGUUUAUAGGCCUACUUUUUUUUGUUGUUGUUGUUGUUUAUUUGGUUUAUCAGGCGAUGCUGCCUCACAAUAAUUUUGUAAAUCCUAUUCUAUAUAUAAUCUGACAUUGCUGACGACAUACAUGCGUGCUGUAUGGUUCCAGAUGUCCUUUUCUAUUACAGACAUUUUCAUAAUUUCCUUUAUUUUACCAUGUAGACAUGCACGCAAAAAAAAAAAAAAAAAAAGAUUCCUAAAGUCGUUUAUAAUAGACCUUGCACAAAAAAAAAAAAAAAAAUUUUAGUAUCAACGAUUAUUAUUAUUAUUGCUAUUAUUACUUAAAUUGAGUGGCCUACAUUUAAUUCGAAAUUUAAUUUCGAAGUGAUCUCAUUUUAUUUGCUAAUUUUGGUUAAAUGUCUGAUUAACACAUAAUUGUAAGCAAAAUGUGAUGUGAAUGAAAUGACAUGAUGCAUAAAAAACAGGGAGAGCAGCAUCCUGUAUCCUCUGGAAUUCUAAAUCACUUACUCGCCGCUGAUUGGCUGUUGAGUUUUGACCCUUGUUGGGAUGGACCUGUUGGAUAAAAGGAGAAUUUCUAGAGGGAUCAUGCGUAUUGCGCCGUGGAUGCCUGUGCACAAGGGACCGACUCGUAUGUGAAGAAGGGAAUAGUCUCAGAGGCACCAUGACAGGAAAGGAUGGGGCUGUUUUGUCGGAAAGUUUGAACAAAUCAAAAUCAGCGUGUGCCGCUGAGAACGGGAGAAAUAACAAUCCACAUCUGUCAAAGAGCAGCAGCACACAUCCGCCCAAAUGCACGGGCUUCGGCAUCCAGGAGAUUCUGGGACUAAAUAAGGAGCCGUCCUCGGCUCCGCGGAGCACACUGGACUCGUUCCCUGCCGGGGCGCACCUUCUAGCCAGCAGGUCGAUGCUCGGUCCAGCUGGUGUUGGUGUUGGUGUUGGGGUCGGGAUGGGAUUAAUUGGCCCUGGAGGUAUUCCAUCGUUCUACAGCCAGCCGGCGUUUCUUGAGGUGCUGUCAGACGCGCAGAACGUCCAUCUGCAGCCGCUCAACAGGACAGUGGGACCGCUGGAAACGAACCAGUCCGCCAGCUCAGAUUCAGAGGACGUCUCUUCAAGUGAAAGGAAAGUAUCAAAAUCUUCACUGAGCCAGAGCAAGAAGAGAAAAAAGAGACGACACAGAACAAUAUUUACAUCUUACCAGCUGGAAGAACUGGAGAAGGCAUUUAACGAGGCUCAUUAUCCGGAUGUGUACGCCAGAGAAAUGCUGGCCAUGAAAACCGAGCUGCCCGAGGACAGGAUACAGGUUUGGUUCCAAAAUCGGAGGGCCAAGUGGAGAAAGCGGGAGAAGUGCUGGGGUCGUAGCAGCGUGAUGGCUGAAUACGGGCUCUACGGUGCCAUGGUGCGUCACUCCAUCCCUCUGCCUGAGUCCAUACUGAAGUCUGCUAAAGAUGGCGUCAUGGACUCCUGUGCUCCCUGGCUUCUAGUUCAAGAUGGUUUUCCUACCACCAGCUGCUUUUCUAAACACGAAUACCCACCAUUCUUUGCAGGGAUGCACAAGAAGUCCUUGGAGACUGCUGCAGUCCAAUCAAAUGAGAAGACAGAUGUCACUCAGAAACCGACCAAUCCCAAGCCGGAUGAAGCCGCCGAGGCUGAGGAAAGGAGGACAGAGUCACCCAUGUCCAAAGAGGAACUGAGGGAGAACAGUAUUGCUGCUCUCAGGGCAAAAGCACAGGAGCACAGUGCCAAAGUGCUGGGAACGGUUUCCUCCGAGAGACUAGAGCACAAAAUGGAGACGUCGGUGACAGAGGAGAAGUCCAGUGAACAGUUAGACACAAAAGAAGAGGAAAAGAGUUCUUAGAUUAUGCACUGUAAUUCAUCCUUCAUAAUGCCAGAAAACAUAGGCUUGGUGUGAAAAUAUCUGGGCUUUUUUUUUAUCUUCCUCAUAUUCCUGCACUGAUCCCAUGACAGCACUGGACUUUUGAUUGAUUCUCAAUGUUCCUCUGCAUUUUAUUUCACAUUAGCAAGGUCAAAACCAUUUAGAAAUUUUCAGUAUUUCGAUAGAAGCAUCAGUCCAUCAUGCCAGUGAUUAAUAGCUUUUUUCUUUCUUUCUAAUAAAGGCCUACAAAAAUUCCAGCCAUAAAAAUUCUAUGAAUAAGUAUAGGGACCCUUCAUCAUGUUGGCAGCCUCCUCAGUGCUGUUUUGCAAAAUAGCUCAAUUGAAUAAAUCCAUAAAUGUUUGGAUAUUUAUGAUCUAAUUUCAGUAUUAAGUAAUAUUGUCACCAGAAAAUUAUUGGUCAAGAACUCCAACUGAGCUUUGAAAGAACCGAAUUUAAGUGCUUUUCAUUUUAAUUUUGUACAGUACCCCUUCUUUAAAGUUUCAGUGGUAAAAAGUUGUAAUAGAGUGUAUUGCUGUAUAUAUUGUAAAUUAAAAUAGCCUGCUACAGUAUUGUUUGAACUAUACAUUAAUGUACUGUAGUCUUAUGUGCUUUUUUUCGUAACGUAAAAUGUAAUACAAAUUAUUAAAAAAAAAAAGAGAUGAACAAUACUAACCUGUUUUACAUCAGGUGUGUUUUAAUUAAAUCAGAAGUGAAGGAGAACAUAGAAUGCAUCGGUUUGUUUAAGGUAUGAUUUUAUAGCAUAUAGACACAUAGAGCUGUUGGGUGUCCC